AUGGCGAAACUUUCCGACAAGGAAAUAGAGCAGAUUCUACUAGAGCUCUAUGACAGUGAGCUUUCAGAGCUAUCAGAGAGUGAAGAGACUGGACCUGAAACUGUUGGAGAUACAGCAGAUGCGAGAAAUGAAGAAGCACAAUGGGAGUGCCGCACCUCACAAAAUGAAAGAGAUGCUCUAGAACCUGAAAAAGAAGUUUCACAAGCAGAAAAUGAACAGCCGCAAGAUAACUUCAAAUGGAAAAAAAUGCCUUCCACAUGCCUUGGCACUACAGUCAGUGGUCCAGAUAUUACAGCUGAUGAAAAAGGAGUCGGAAGCAGAUGCGGCGACCUGAGAGGCAACGGCACAACACAGGCGGACGAGAACGCCAUCGUAGCUGCCCACAACGAACUCCGUAACAGGGUGGCCUCUGGCGCGGAGGGCCGCGGCAGUCCUGGACCCCAGCCGUCGGCAUCCAACAUGAACGCUCUGGUGUGGGACAGUGAGUUGGCGCAUGUAGCUCAGAGGUGGGCCGAGCAGUGCCGCUUCGGUCAUGAUUCGUGCAGGGAUGUGGCACGGUUUAGCGUCGGGCAGAACGUCUUCCAGUCCAGUACUACCGGCACGCCGCAAGGUCCGCAGUGGCGCAGAGCCGUACAGGCUUGGUAUGACGAGGUCGCAUCCUUCAGCAGAAACAACGUCAACAAUUACCGAUUCAGUGCAGCAACUGGCCAUUAUUCACAAGUUGUAUGGGCUGUCACACGCUACAUCGGGUGUGGCUACACAGCAUUUACUGAACCAGGUGGCUGGACUUCACAGCUGUACGUGUGCAACUAUGGACCAGCGGGGAAUUUCAUUGGCCAAUCUGUGUACAUCACUGGACAAAACUGCUCCAGAUGUGUCAAUGGCUGUCAUAGCAAUUACACUUCACUUUGUGCUUAG
Messenger RNA from Schistocerca nitens (vagrant locust), 918 nucleotides. Its product is annotated as venom allergen 5-like. Gene Ontology annotation, cellular component: extracellular region. The transcript has 5 exons. The record is from RefSeq and is a predicted model, not a curated record. Bases 1 to 918 code for a protein of 305 amino acids. NCBI's taxonomy places the organism in Eukaryota, Metazoa, Arthropoda, Insecta, Orthoptera, Acrididae.